AGAGGCCAAAGAGACGAAGAGGAAGAGGAAGAAGAAGCCAGAAAAUCGGCCGUUGAGAGAGUAGCGCGCGUGUAGGGCCCCCUACGGCGAUAAGGCGAGGCCCGGAAGACGUGGAGGGAACGACGUAUGUAUCGCGCGGGGCCGGUCACGCGGACCGGGCUCGCCGUCUCUCGUGAGAGACCGCGCGCUGACCCAGAUUUUGGCGGGUCGAACAGGCGCGAGGAGACUGCGACGGACUUUCUGAAAUGGGACACGGCGCAGCCUGGAGCUAAAUUAGCCGCGAUGUCCAAUAAGAGUAAGUCCCAGCCGCAGCAGCAGCAGCAGCAACAGCCGCAACACCAGCAGCAGCAGCAGCAUCAUCCUCCGCACGUGAUCAAGUCAGUGGACCAGCUACCGCCGCGUUAUCAACCCCCGCCGCAGCCCACCAGCGGCAUCCUGAAGAAUCAUCUUCACUUCGCCAACGGAGUCACGUCGGCUCCGAAUUCGGCUCAGGCCGGCAACAGUCAAGGUCCGGGCGCGGCCUUGAACCAUCAUCAGAACACGCAGCCGCGCACGUUGCCGCCGGCAUCGUCGACUUUGCAGCAUCAUCCGCAGCAGCAGCAGCAGCAACAUCAACCACAACAAUUGACGCAAUCACAACAACAAGCAGCGCAGCAGCAGGCGCCGAAAGAUGUGCAGGGCAAAUACUCGCCGAGGAUAGAGCAUCAUCAUCAGCAACAGGGUAACGCGCUAAUUGCUGCUGCGUCGGUGGCAACAUCAAAGAGUCAACAGCAACAGCAACCGUCCACUUAUUUUCAACAAGCUAAGCUCGGCCAAGGCUCGUACUUGCCACCUAGUAGCCAAUAUCCGACAGUGAACACUGGCCAAAGCGCGCCGAUUAGGCAAAGAAUCAGCGACGACGAAUUUCUGCGACUCGGCCCCGUGGAGAUGCUUAAGUUUGUACGGAAGACCGAGAGUGACAUCGCUAGGCUUGCCGCCGAGCAAAAUCGCCAGAUACAGAGCUUGUUGAACGAGCUGCGGGCGCUGAAGGAGGCCAACCAAAGACUGAACGACGACAAUCAAGAGUUGCGCGAUCUCUGCUGCUUUUUGGACGACGAUCGACAAAAAGGUCGUAAGCUAGCGAGAGAGUGGCAAAGGUUCGGUCGAUACACAGUGAGCGUUAUGCGACAAGAAGUCUCGGCGUAUCAGAACAAGUUGCGUCAACUUGAUAACAAGCAGCAGGAGUUGAUUAAGGACAAUCUGGAGCUCAAGGAGCUGUGCUUGUAUCUCGAUGAGGAACGCGGUGGUGGUCAAAGGGACGACGGCGACGGAUCGAGUUCGAGCACAAAUGCCGAGGAGACCACGUUGCCGAGGCCGAGGCAUACUUCUACAUUUAACGACCAAACGAUGCAGUACGUAAGGAGUUUAGAACAACGAGUGAAACAGUUGGAGGAAGACAAGAGUGUUCUUCAAGCCCGUGCGCAAGGUUGGGAAGUACCACCCGGUGAAGUUUGGGACAGUCCCACAAGUCCAAACGACAAUACUCAUGGCUUAGGAAGUCGACCGGAGGCCGUAGUGCGCGCUCUUCAGGUUCUUGAAGUCAGAGAACAACUAGAAAGAGAAGAAGGUCAUGAUGGAGAAAAAGCAUUAGUUAGAGAAAUGUGCAAUGUUGUCUGGCGGAAAUUGGAGGAAGGUCCACAAACGAGGCACUAAUAAUCUUGCCGAGAAGAUGCCUAUUUGUCAACUUUCGAAUAUUACUAAUACAAAGCGAUAAGAUCUAACACAGUCCGAGACGUAACAUUAGUAUUAUAGUGAGUAAAAGAUAUUUUAUAAAUAUUUUAUGUAUGU
Messenger RNA from Nylanderia fulva, 1827 nucleotides. It is a transcript of the gene Ccdc85, whose product is annotated as coiled-coil domain-containing protein 85. Lineage: Eukaryota; Metazoa; Arthropoda; Insecta; Hymenoptera; Formicidae. The record is from RefSeq and is a predicted model, not a curated record.